Molecule: messenger RNA, 2628 nt
Organism: Gekko japonicus
Lineage: Eukaryota; Metazoa; Chordata; Lepidosauria; Squamata; Gekkonidae
Gene: TCF3
Product: transcription factor 3
Exons: 20
Coding region: 413-2419 (668 amino acids)
Biological process (GO): regulation of transcription by RNA polymerase II
Cellular component (GO): transcription regulator complex
Molecular function (GO): RNA polymerase II cis-regulatory region sequence-specific DNA binding; DNA-binding transcription factor activity, RNA polymerase II-specific; protein dimerization activity
Source: RefSeq, a predicted model, not a curated record
AGUCGGCGCUAACUGGAGGCCCAGCGCAGGGAAAGGACUUUUACUUUCAGAGCGGAUGGAACGUUGAGGAGCCUUUGAUCGGGGGCGCCGGAUCGAACGUUGGGGCCUUUUGAUUCUCGCCCGCUCGCUCCCUUUUUUUUCUUUUCUUUUUUUCCUUCUUCUCUGGCUACAUUUUGUGGCCAUUUCCGUUCGCUACGUUGGGAAGCCGCCGCCGCCGCCUCGGCUGCCGCCGGGAGAACAAUAGGAGAGGCAGGAAAGGGGGAACCGGGGCGCUGCGGGCUUACCCCCCACCCCCGGCUGCGCCCCGGAUCGUUCCAGCUGCUGGUUUCAGCUUUCGUUGGAUGUCCUCCCCACCCCCCACCCCUCCAUCCACGACGCUGAGCAGGACCGGGUCUGCUGAAUCGGUGGGAAUAUGAACCAGCAGCAGAGAAUGGCCGCGGCAGGAACAGACAAAGAACUGAGUGACCUCCUUGACUUCAGCAUGAUGUUCCCCUUGCCCGUGGCCAACGGCAAAAACAGACCCACGACGCUUGCGAGCACGCAGUUUGGAGGAUCAGGUUUGGACGAGAGGCCGGCUUCAGGUUCCUGGGGGACGGGAGAUCAAAACAGCUCCACGUUUGACCAAGUCCGGCAGGGCUAUGGCGAAGGCUCGCAUUAUGGGGAACACAGGGACCUCCCAACUCACAACAGCAUAUCUUCAUCACCAUUCCUGGGGUCUGGCAUCGUAGGGAAAGGUACCGAAAGAAGCUCCUACACGUUUGGGAGAGACGCAGGCAUGCCGGCCCUCAAUCAGGCUGGCUUUCUUCCGAGUGAAAUAGGGAUUUCGAGUCCCAGCGCACUCUCCCCGACGGGGGUGAAGGGCAGCUCUCAGUACUACCCAUUUCCCAACAACCCUCGUAGGAGAGGAGCAGACAGCAGUAUAGAUGGCCAGCCUAAGAAGGUCCGAAAGGUGCCCCCGGGACUCCCCUCCUCGGUGUAUCCACCCAACUCAGGUGAUGACUACAGCAGGGAACCAGCUGGCUACGCUCCUUCCAAGCCCCCCAGCACUGUUUACCCUGGAGCCUUCUACAUGCCAGACGGACUGCACAAUUCGACCGACCUGUGGAGUUCUUCGGGCACCAUGGGCCAGUCCAAUUACGGAUCCAUUUUGGGUGCCUCCUCUUCCCCCCUCCCGCAGUCUGGCAACUUCAGUGGUCUUCACCAGCACGAACGGAUGAACUAUCAGAUGCAUUCAGGAGAAGUGAAUGGAGGGCUCCCAUCCGUCUCCGGGUUUUCCUCAGCCUCUGCCCAGUAUGGAGUGUCAAGCCACACGCCUCCAAUUGGGGGGACCGAAAGUGUGAUGGGUAACAGAGGAACCACCGCUGGUAGUUCAGGGGACGCUCUCGGAAAAGCACUGGCUUCGAUUUACUCCCCAGAUCACUCUAGCAAUAAUUUCUCUUCGAAUCCAUCCACACCGGUGGGUUCCCCUCAGGGAAUAACAGGUUCUUCGCAGUGGCCCCGAUCAGGCGGACAGGGUGCCUUAUCCCCGAGUUACGAAGGGACCCUCCAUACUUUGCAAAACAAAAUGGAAGACCACUUGGACGAAGCGAUCCACGUCUUGAGGAGCCACGCCGUGGGCCAGAGCAACCACGGAGACAUACACGGCUUGCUAGCUUCCACAUCUGGGCACAGCACCUCGGUGGGCGGCCUCAACCAAGCUUUCCCCCCUGCCUCGGUCUUGCCAAUUGCCAGUCGGCACUCAAAUUUGGUCGGAGGAGGUCACCCCGAAGACAGCCUCCCCAGCAAUCCCAGUCUACUCCACAACCAUGUUGCUCUCCCGGCGCAGGGCAGCUCACUCCCUGACCUUAACAGAGGACAGUCGGAUGCCUUUAGUGGCUUGACGGGGAGCUUGGGGCGAGCCAGCGUUUCGUCGGGAACGAGCGAGAUCAAGCGGGAAGAUAAGGAGGAUGACGAGAACACGUCCGUGGCGGACAACUCGGAGGAAGAGAAGAAGGAGCUCAAGCCGUCCCGGAACAGAACAAGGUGCUCACUGAACAGUCAAGAUGAGGAUGAGGAAGACGACCUUCUUCCCCCAGAGCAAAAAGCCGAGCGAGAGAAAGAGAGGCGGGUCGCCAAUAAUGCCCGCGAGCGCCUGCGGGUCCGCGACAUCAACGAGGCCUUUAAAGAGCUUGGGCGUAUGUGCCAGCUUCACCUUAACAGCGAAAAACCUCAGACCAAACUGCUAAUUCUCCACCAGGCCGUGUCGGUUAUUCUGAACCUGGAACAACAAGUUAGAGAACGCAAUCUGAACCCCAAGGCAGCCUGCUUGAAACGCCGCGAAGAGGAGAAGGUGUCAGGUGUAGUGGGUGACCCCCAGAUGGCGCUCUCGGCAUCCCAUCCAGGUCUAGGAGAUGGGCACAACCCUGUGGGACAUAUGUAAAGAGGAUUCUUUUCUUCUUCUGGGAGCAGCCGUCUGUAGGAAGAAGGGAAGGCCGUGUCCCGCCCCUGCCCCAUGGUCCACACCAGAAACUGUAGCCCUGUUAAAUACUGACGUACGGCAAUGGAUCUUCAGCACGUUCGAAGGGACUUUUUUUAAAAGUGGGAAAGGAAGGAUGGAAGACAAGGAAAGGAGCAACUUUAUCAAAAACC